Messenger RNA from Actinia tenebrosa (Australian red waratah sea anemone), 5767 nucleotides. RefSeq names its product WD repeat-containing protein 47. NCBI's taxonomy places the organism in Eukaryota, Metazoa, Cnidaria, Anthozoa, Actiniaria, Actiniidae. The record is from RefSeq and is a predicted model, not a curated record. Gene Ontology annotation, molecular function: protein binding.
UCACCAAUACAUUAUUUACGAAGUAAGGCUUUGUUUGUCCGUWAAAAAGUCCUUUUUUAUUUAACUUGUAACAGAAAAGAGCCCAGAAUUUACAUAAUGAGAGACCCAGUGCCAUAGUGUYAACAGUGUAAGGCCGUUUGAAAGGUUUCAAGGCGGUAAAUAUUCUGCGGUUAAUCUUGGUUACAGAAAUUCAAAAUGGUGGUUUUAAAAAUACCAACUUGGUAACCAACUUUAUCGAUAAGAAACCCCAUAAAGAUGACGAAUACUUCAGUUUAUCUUGAAGAAAACGAGGUCAUAAGGCUUAUCCUCCAGUUUUURAACUCUCGGAGGCUUCACAAGUCGAUGAGGAACUUGGAGAGAGAAAGUGGAGUUACAAAUUGUAGCUUUACUGAAGACGUGGUGUUCCUUCGUCAACUCAUUUUGGACGGUGAAUGGGAUGCAAUUUUGACUUUUGCAAAACCCUUGGAGAAGAUUGAAGAGUUUGAUAUUAGGAAAUUUCGUUAUCUGGUACUGAAGGAAAAAUUCAUGGAAGUUUUGUAUUUUAAAUCUGGAAUUGAAGGGGUUUCUUCAAGCUAUUCCAUUGAAGACCUUGUCAAGUGCUUGAAUCAGCUUGAACAAGAUUGCCCUUUUAAGAGUGACUACACAAAAUUAUGCUGGCUUUUGACAGUACCAGAUCUUCAAGAACAGCCUGAAUACAAAGAUUGGAAUCCAGAAACUGCACGUAUUAAAUGUUUCAGGGAGAUUUUAGAGCUGUUAAAGAAUGUCAUGCCUGUUGAGAAGCGCAGUGGUAGCAAUAAGACCCCAAAACAUCCUGCAAAGGAUAGACUUGUUACUUUGAUUGUCAAGGGGUUGUGCUUUGAGGGCUGUGUAGAUUUUUGUCAUCAACGUGCAAUCAAUGGCGAGGCAGAUGACAACAUCCUAGAAGUGGCGAAGGAUGUUUUGGGUGGCACUUCACACGAAAGUACUGGAAAUUUUUUGUCGUGGUUAAGAAGUCUACCACAAGAAAGCUUUCUUGCUCCUUUUGAACCACUGUCAUUGGAUGUUGACUUUAAGAAAGCYGAACACUCAAAAAGAUUCCGUCUAUCAAACAAAAGACUUCAACAUGAAGCUGAAAAUCUUUCUAAAAGUUUGUCUCUUUCAGAAAGACCAUCAACUGCCGACAGUGCUCCUCGUCUUACGAGCACAGUACAGAAUAAGACUAYAUCUUUAAAGGAAGCAGAAUUCAAUGAACGAUCUCAAAGUGCCUUGGCUAGUGUCAACAAAGUAUCAAGUUCAUAUAGUAACUUUCAAUAUAGAGGCGAGAGUCCAAAUGUGAAUUUCCAACCUGUUAAUUCUAAAUCAAAUGGAAAUGGCCAAUACACCCAAAUCGGCACCCCGAAAAAAGACACUUCAAAGCCCAGCAAUUAUAAUGUCAGUGGUGACAUCCUUCGUAAAGAUUUCUCUGAUACAUCGCCUAYGAUAGUUACCAAAAAUAAUGUGCARCCAAAUGUGGUUGAGUCUGUACAAGGAGUCAGAGACAGCCAAGAUUCAAUUGAUCGUUUAAAAACUAACCAAGAGAAUAGYGUUUUGAAAAGGUUAGAAGAGCAUGAACAAAGACAAAUGCAAUUGAGACAAAAGCUUAUGAAUGACAAAAAUUCCCCUUCAGCGUUAAAGGGAAUGGAAAAUGGGAGUGUAAGAAAUGGAAUGGCUGGUAACGAAGAGCUCCGAUGGCAGAAUGGGAUAAGCAAUGGUAGAAAAAUGAAUAAUGUAGGUGACAGUGAUGGUGACAGUGAAUCUCCAAGGAAUUACGAAGCUAAGAAUGGAAUGAAGUCAACCCAAAAUACAACAUCAAACAGUCCUAAUAAUGAAAGUAUUUCACAUUCCCACAAAAGAAUGUGCCGAGAAUCACCAGUUGGAAAAGAAGUAUCACCUAGUUUCAAAGACAAUGAUGACAUAGAGGCACCAUCACACUAUGCUGUUACUUCGACGCCGUUAACAAAAAAGAAACUUAAGCCAGAACCUUUAAGUUUUGAUACAAUUAACUAUGAGGCACCUACUCAUUUAGAGCCAAAAGAUGAGAGAAUUAAURUGAGUGAGCAAAAAUAUGCCGAGGAGGUGAAAAAAGGUGAAAGCCCUCAUAUGGAUGAACGAGAAGUGGUUAGUCAGUUUCCGAAAACCCCUAAAGCAAACAUUUUACCUCCUGGACACUGYAUAGCAUUGAAGGAUGGAUCUGGAGUCAUGAAUACAAGCACUCCAAAAUCUUGCAGAGACAGRAUGUCCAAUACUCCAGGACCUCCAGCCUCACCAGUCUAUGUUCAACCCAACCAAACAACAUCAGAUAACAAUGGCCAUUCCGUCAUUGAUGGCAAAGAAGACAUGAGUAGCGUYUUACCUAACGAUAACGAUGAUGAUGAAAAAUUCCUUCAAUAUGAGAACCAGGAAAACCAAGCACUAGGCAUGGUGAACGACGCCCCUCCACGACGAGGACCCAAGAUCAAUGGGGUACGUCGGACACUUGUAUCUACUGGCCCACCCAUGCCGCCAAAUAAGAGUGCCACACCCCCAGAAGAGAGAAGAGAGGCCAAAACACCCAGGCAAGACAGGCCAACUUCUAAAACCACGAAGCAGGAUUUAAAGGGGAAAGCUUCAMCAAGAGAUCAGAAACAGGCACCAGUCAAGAAAAUAAGUAGGGAGGAAACAGGAAGUGGAAAAAGGAAAAAUAGUGGGACUACUUUUGUGGUUGGUAAGGACACGCCAAGUACCACUGCCAACCUGACAUACCACAAACCUACAAACCAAGAAUUACCUCCCAACGUAUCUGAACCAAAAAKCAACGAAACAACCAGGUUGAUGGAAAAACAGAGAGAACACUUAGCAUCCACAUCAGAGCCUAUUAGGUUCUGUAAUGUAGCAAGUUUAGAAGAUGUACAAGCUAUAAGAGCAGUUGCCUUUCAUCCUUCUGGAGAAUUGUUUGCAAUCGGUUCUAAUUCUAAAACUCUUAGAGUGUGUUCAGCUUCUGGUCUCUCUUCUUACAAGAAAAUGGAAAGUGCAAGUGACUUGAUUUCACCUCAGCCUACCAUAUUAUUCAAGCGUAACCGACACCACAAGGGYUCUAUUUACUGCAUAGCAUGGAACAACUCUGGUGAUCUCGUAGCAACUGGGUCUAAUGACAAAAGCAUUAAGGUGCUUCACUUUGAUGCUGAGAACUGUACUCAGAUUGGACCUGAGAUGGAGAUGAAUAUUCACAGUGGUACUGUUAGAGACUUGGCUUUUGCGUCACGCAGUGGGGGAUCCAAUGUGAUUGUCUCAGGAGGAGCAGGGAAUGGUAACAUACUCAUAUCAGACUCUAGCACUGGUAACACCAUAGGACAGCUAACAGGCCACUCAGGCCACAUCAUGAGUGUAUUUGCUGCCAAGGAUGACAUCAUUGCCUCAGGAUCCAAUGACAACACGGUCCGUCUGUGGGACCUGAGGUCGCAGAGAUGUAUUGACGUCAUUGCUACUGGGGAGAGCUGUGUAGCAUCUGUCUGUGUUAGUCCUAGUUGUCGUUUGCUCUCGUCAGGCCAUGAGGAUGGAGGAUGUAUGAUCUAUGACAUCACGGCAGGCAGAACUUUACAGUUCUUCAAACCGCACACCUUAGACUGCAGGUCUGUGCGGUUUUCCCCUAACGGGCGCUACYUAUUAACAGGCUCUUAUGACACUAGUAUUAUUCUUCUGGACAUGCAACAUAACUUAGAGUGCAACAUCCCUCCGUACUCUGUCGCAGCACAACACAAGGACAAGGUGAUUCAGUGCCGAUGGCAUCCAUAUUUAAUGGCAUUUGUCAGUAGUAGUGCUGACAAAACUUCUUGUCUUUGGACAUUAGACUGCUAAAAAGAAUAAUAUUAUAUUAAUUAUMUCUCACUACAUACUCAGCUGCUUAAUUCAAUCAUCAUCCAAUAUAGCCCCAUUACACAAUACACUCGUAUGACAGUUUAUUAUCAAUAUUUUGAAACUCAUUUACAAUUUGAGGCUUCAGAAACCUCAGAAAUCUCUGGUUUUUUCAAAAAUUUUCUAUUCUUAGCCUAAAGAAUUUGAGACAUUAGUAAUCAUCAGAUCKACAAAUGGGCUAUUAAGAGCUUUAUAAUAUUCUCUGAUACCAAUUUCAACAGAGAUAAGAGUUUGAUAUACGAGUUGGUAAUGAUAUUCAACUUUCAUGUAUCAUUAUAACUACCCCUAAGGGUAUUAUUGAAUAUCAAUUGUUGGUUUCCAAGUAACCAUCUUUAAUAUCAUUCAAGUUUWUUCCUUGAAUGUCUUGAGGGAUCUAGAAAUAAUUUCCACUUCUUAAAAUAGAUUUCAGUUCUCCCGUACGUGACCCAUCUCACAUAAUAAAUUUAUGAUUAAUUGCUGCAACAGUCUUUUUGUAAUCAAAUAUAUCAGRAUUAUUGUGUGAUGUUUAUAUAUAGUCUGCCACAGGGAUCAAUGCAAUUUAAACGUGCCAUGGGGACUAUUAGGCCAUCAACCACAACAUCUUCAUUUUACAUUUUCCUGAGUCAAAAUAUUAUUAACCUAUAGUAAAUAGACCUAGGCAUAGGUAUUAAUCAGGCAUGCUAUUUAAGUCUUGGUAAUGACCAAUCUAAAUCCCCCCAAUAUUUAAUUUCCCAGGAGARAAACAUUCUAUUUAUAACCUAGUGGCCAUAGUAUCAUGUCCUUUUUGGCAUUUUUUGCUCAAAAAUUAAUGAUUAUGAUUAUAAAAACGAAUUUAUUUUUGUACAUAGUAAAAAUCACGGGUUUUAAAAAUUGAUUUCAAGAAUUAAAASUAGUUGAUGUUAAAGAUUAUUUCAAAUAAUUAUGAUUAUUAGCAUGAAUGUGAGAAGUUUUCUAUUAAAAAURGAAGAAUCAUUCUGAUUUACAAAAUUUAGAUUAAUACACUUGUGUUCUUAGACUUAAUCCAAGUUUAGCUUGACUUAGAAGGCAGUAUUUGGAAGUGUAUUUAUUGAAUAUUUAUUUUGUUAUGGCAAGAACAGUAUUAAAUAUAAUAAACAUCAAAAAUGUGAUGGUUARAAUAUGCUAUCAAAAUGAUGGGAGUCAGUGUGGGUGGAAAAUGUUCUCRCUAAAGACCACUUGUCAUCCUCUUGAGAAUAAGAUUCUUUUUCAAGUGCACAUCCAUAUUUUAAUACAUCAUUCUUUUAAAGUAUUGCUGUUAAAUCRCUCUCUUCACACAAAAUGGAAAUAGCUUCAAGUAAGUGAAACAAGGAAUCAAAAUUGAAUUUGGAAAGGCAUUUAGUGUAUUUUAACAAUCAUACCAAAUGGAAGCCAUUUCAGUGUUGUGGUAUUCCAUUUCUGUGCAGAAGCCAUUUCACUGCUCUUGCAUUUUCUUUUCUGUACAAAAGGUGUGAAAGCCAUUUCAGUGUUGUGGAUGGGAAAUUGCUUCAGUGCUAUGUCAUUUUAGUGUUCUGACAUCCCAUACUAUGUCAAACAUGGGAAGCCAUUUCAGUGUCAUGGUUUACCUUUUAUGUGCAAAACAUACAAGAAGCCAGCACUGUGCAUGGCAUACCAUUUGUGUGCACAAAUCAAUGGGAAACCACAUCAAUGCUAUGGCUUCCAUUCAUAUCCAAAAGUACAGAAUGCCACURCCAUGAAUGCUAUGACACACUUAGUUUAACUGUAGCAGGGGAAAAUGAAAAUAUUUAGAAAUAUUACAAUAAGAAUUCUUAGUUGAAUUUAUUGUCAAAUAUGACAUCAUUAAAAAAUAAAAAAUUUCGAUAGAUAAAUGAGUACUUCCCACUUAAUUUCCCCACCAACUUUA